CAAUCCGCUCGAGAACAUUUGUUGAGAACACUGCGCAUUGUAUCACAGUAGAUCGUGACGUACUUUCGUCGUUUGUGUUGUUACUGUGAUCUCGGUUCUUUAAUUUUGUGUGCAGUUAUCACGUACGUAUCAUGAGCGACGACGAUCGCGAUAUUGACAUCGAAAGUGAUGAUGGCGACGACUCUGACUCGCGACUUAGACACCCAAACAACACGCAAUAUUGCUCUCAGGCAGAAAAAAGAGCUCACCACAAUGCUUUAGAAAGGAAACGUCGGGACCAUAUUAAAGACAGUUUCUCCAGUUUAAAAAAUGCAGUACCAACCUUGCAAGCUGAAAAGGCUGCGAGUAGAGCACAAAUCCUAAAGAAAGCAGCGGAAUAUAUUCAGACUAUGCGGAAGAAGAAUGUUUCUCAGCAACAAAGUAUUGAAGAUCUUAGAAAACAGAAUGUUAACUUAGAUGCUCAAAUUCGUUCAUUAGAGAGGGCCAUAACCAGCGGUAAUUUCACCGUAGAGUCAUGUGAAGUGAUCAGAUCUGAGUCAAAGGGCAUUAGUAAUUACGACACUGAGACGGAGUCGUCAGAUAGCGAAACGGAAACUGCAGUACGACAGCCGAAAAAAUUGAAGGUCGCUGGUCUUCAUUGACGGGAAUGCAUUUGUAUGUUCUUUUCUCAAUCCUUUACUCGAUACUUUAUUUUCAUAUGACGAUACUGUCCCAUCCAUUGUAAGUAAUGUAAGUUAAGUAUAUAAUCGUAUGACAUGCGUAAAAUAGAUUAUCUAAAUAAAUGUUUAUUAGAUUUUGUCCUGUAGUAUACAUGUAAUAUAGCGUAUAUUAAGAAAACACGCCGAAAUAUAUUAAAAUGUCAAAUAGCGAAAGACCAAUCUAAUAAUAUUAUAGAUAAUAAAGACUAUGCGUUAAUUAGUUUGAAGAAUAUACAUAUACGUGAUUAA
This is a messenger RNA of Odontomachus brunneus, 947 nucleotides long. It is a transcript of the gene Max, whose product is annotated as protein max. The record is from RefSeq and is a predicted model, not a curated record. The transcript is spliced from 4 exons. Gene Ontology annotation, biological process: positive regulation of transcription by RNA polymerase II. Gene Ontology annotation, molecular function: DNA-binding transcription factor activity; protein dimerization activity. Lineage: Eukaryota; Metazoa; Arthropoda; Insecta; Hymenoptera; Formicidae. Gene Ontology annotation, cellular component: RNA polymerase II transcription regulator complex. The coding region runs from base 132 to 641 and encodes 169 amino acids.